This is a messenger RNA of Prunus mume (Japanese apricot), 2183 nucleotides long. RefSeq names its product cotton fiber protein. NCBI's taxonomy places the organism in Eukaryota, Viridiplantae, Streptophyta, Magnoliopsida, Rosales, Rosaceae. The record is from RefSeq and is a predicted model, not a curated record.
UCUUUGUCUCUCUGUCUCUCUCUUCCUUGGCUUCAAAGUCUUCCUUUCUUCACCAUCUCCAUUUCAUACAGAAGCAAAAAGCUCCUCAGAGGCUCACCUGUUCAUCAAUGGAGGACCCAAGCCCUUACAGAAAACCACAUUUCCCAUAUUCAGAGCUAAACUCAGCAAUUCAUCCAAACCCCAUUAAACAAGGUAAGUCCUACAUGAUGCACUUUCUCUUUAAAGCUCUCUUCUUUGCCCUUGUUAUUAUGGUUCUUCCACUAUUUCCUUCACAAGCUCCUGACUUUAUCAACCACACCAUACUCACCAAGUUCUGGGAGCUAAUUCACCUUGUUUUCAUUGGCAUUGCUGUGUCCUAUGGCUUGUUUAGCAGAAGAAAUGUUGAAAGGGGAUUUGAGAAUCCCUCAAAUCUUGGUAGUUCAGAGUCUUAUAUGCCUAGAAUUUUUCCUGUUUCAUCAAAUUUUGAUGAUGGAUAUGAAAACCCAUGUGGGUCUGAUGAGAAAAGAGUGGUUGGGCUUGGGACUUGGAAUUCUCAGUAUUUUGUAGGUAACCCUGUUACUGUAUCUUCUCAUGAAAGCACUGGUUUUGAUGCCCAGUGCAAACCCAGUUUGCCAGUUCAUGAACAUGGUUCUGAAAAUUCAUAUGGGUACAAAGAGAAUAAUCUAACUCAAGCUUGGAGUUCUCAGUACUUUCAGGGUGAACCAAUGGUGUUUGUAGCUCAACCAAAUUAUGGUCUUAAUGAAUGGGGUAAACCCAGAUCAAUAGUUGAUUCUGAGCCAUUAGGGUUGCCUAUUCGGAGCUUGAAAUCAAGGGUAAGAGACCAGGAUAGUUCUGAAUUUGUUACUAGGAGUGAGUCUGGUUCAAGUUCUAAUUUUUCACCUAAUAGUUCUGAUAAGAGUAGAAAUGGGGAAUUUGGUGAUUUGGGACCUCUAAAUUUGGAAGAGGAAUUCAAUGAAGCUACUGCAGCACCUUUCCCAGCUCAUCGGGGUUCGAGUUCUGGAAGGAUGGAAAGGGGGAAAAGAGUAGGUAGUAGUGGUCGUCCUUCACAUUUUAGGCCACUGUCAGUUGAUGAAACUCAGUUUGAAUCAAUGAAAACCCGGUCCUUACGGUCCACGUUGUCUUUCUCUUCCGAGUCUUCUCAAACUAGUUCCAUGUCUUCUUCUCCAAAAGAGGAGUCUUUUGCGCGCUCUAUAUCUUCAGAGGCUCUGAACUCAAAAGUGAAUAAUUUGAAGAAAAGGAAGAGUUCUCAAGGGUCUUCUCCUUCAGGCUUACCCUCAUCACCACCAAAACCAAUUACUGAAAAAGUUUCAAUGAGUACACUGCAUUCUCGGGGAUAUAGCAUUGGUUCUUUCCAUGAGGAGGACUUGAGGAGAAGCUCAGAAAAUUACUUCAAGGACUUGAGCGGAAGUGGAAGUGAAGAGGAUCAAUUGGGUAACAAAGAGUUGGGGCCAGCUUCUUUGAGAUCAGAUGUGAAACCUGCAAGCCUCACUAAAGCGUCAUUAAGGGGAAGAUCAGUUAGAACAAUCAGACCAAGUAGACUGACCACUGAUGACAAGGUUGAAAAGAUGUGUGAUAAUGGUGGAGCUAUAUCUAUGAGGAAAGAUAUAAUUCAAAAUGGAGGAACCGACAAGAAGUUUUUUGACAAUGUAACUGGUAAGCUAGAUCUUGGCAAUUCCUUGCACAUGCCAAAGCCAACAAUUCCCAAGUAUCAGAAGAAGGAGAUGCAAGAAUUUCAUGGCAAUGUUGUUGCCGAAGAGUCUGAAGACGACUCGGAAAGUGAGGCCAAAAACUUUCUAGUAAGUUCAGAAGAUGAAGAUGCUGAUCCUCCUGCUGCUGCUGCUGCUACAUGUAACUCUGUCAAUGUUGCAGGACCAGACUCUGAGGUUGAUAAGAAGGCCGGCGAGUUUAUAGCCAAAUUUCGAGAGCAGAUAAGGCUUCAAAAAGUAGCAUCACUUGACAGAUCAAGAGGGCUAGGCACGAGUGGUAAUUGCUUUAGGUGAUCAUAUAUAAAAUACUAAUAAUGCUCUGUAGAGUUGUGGGAAGAUGGAUCAUUCAUCCUGUUCUAGCUUAAAGUGUUUAUCUAUUUAUUUACACUUUAUUCAUUUGAUGGGCAUUUCUUGUUUCUGCUGUACAAGACCAGGUAGAUGUUUAGAAAGCAUUUUCAAUCACACUACUAUUUUCCU